AUGGGAAAGGCAAUGCUGGCAGCUGUCUUUGCUGACUCCGAUCCCAGCAUCAUGAAUGUGUCCUUUGCUCACCUCCACUUUGCAGGAGGGUACCUGCCAUCUGACUCCAAGUCCUGGAGGACCAUCAUUCCAGCUCUCUUGGUGGCUGUGUGCCUGGUGGGCUUCCUGGGGAACCUAUGUGUGAUCAGCAUCCUCCUUCAUGGUGUUCGUCAAAGAAAGCCAUCCAUGAUCCACUCCCUGAUUCUGAACCUCAGCCUGGCUGACAUCUCUCUCCUGGGCCUUUCUGCACCUGUCCGAGCUACAGCAUACUCCAAAGAUGUUUGGGAUCUAGGCUGGUUUAUCUGCAAGUCCUCUGACUGGUUCAUCCACACAUGCAUGGCAGCCAAGAGUUUGACAAUUGUUGUAGUUGCCAAAGUGUGCUUCAUGUAUGCAAGUGACCCAGCCAAGCAAGUGAGUAUCCACAACUGCACCAUCUGGUCAGUGCUGGUGGCCAUCUGGCUUGUAGCCAGCCUGCUUCCCCUGCCAGAAUGGUUCUUUAGCACCACCAGACAUCACGGAGGUGUGGAAAUGUGCCUGUUGGAUGUGCCAGCUGUGGCUGAAGAAUUCAUGUCAAUGUUCGGUAAGCUCUACCCUCUUCUGGUGUUUUGCCUUCCUUUACUGCUAGCCAGCUUUUAUUUCCAGCGAGCUUAUGGCCAAUGUAAAAAACGAGGUACGAAAACACAAAACCUGAGAAACCAGAUGCGUUCUAAGCAACUCACAGUGAUGCUGCUAAGUAGUGCAGUCACCUCUGCUCUUCUGUGGCUCCCUGAGUGGGUAGCCUGGCUGUGGGUAUGGCAUCUGAAGGCUGGAGGUCCACUGCCACCACAGGGGUUUAUAGCCCUGUCUCAAGUUCUGAUGUUCUCCAUCUCUACAGCAAACCCUCUCAUUUUUCUAGUGAUGUCUGAAGAGUUCAAGGCAGGCUUGAAAGGUGUAUGGAAAUGGAUAACCAGAAAGCCCGCAGCUGCCUCAGAGGUUCAGGGGGUACCAGAUGGAAACACAGAGGUCCUUCCUGACAAGGUUCCCUCUCCAGAGUCCCAAACAUCCAUUCAAGAGACAGACAGACCUGACUUUCCCAACUCCAGCAAAGAGAAAACUGACAAGACAGUGAUUCCCAUCCUCCCUGAUGUUGAGCAGUUUUGGCAUGAGAGGGAUGCUGUCCCUUCAGCACAAGACAAUGACCCUAUUCCCUGGGAACAUGAAGACCAAGAGACAAAGGGCUGCAAUUAA
This is a messenger RNA of Cricetulus griseus (Chinese hamster), 1266 nucleotides long. The record is from RefSeq and is a predicted model, not a curated record. NCBI's taxonomy places the organism in Eukaryota, Metazoa, Chordata, Mammalia, Rodentia, Cricetidae.